UACAGAACGAACAAUAACAACUUCAACCUGUAUGCAUGCAUCGUGAACAGAAUCAAUAAGCAAUUUAUCUUUUGUCGCAAUAGGAAUUAGGAUGACUGUCACUGUACGCGCAGUAAAAAAAGAAGACGAGGAGAAGUGGCGUCACUACUGGGAUCUCUACAAUCAAUUUUACGAACGCACCAUCCCCGAGGAGACCACCGCCAUAACCUGGUCCCGGUUCCUGGACGACAAGGUCGACCUCUUCUGCGCAGUAGCCGAAGACGACGCUUCCAACGAAGUCAUCGGUUUUGUUACCUGGUUCCCACACCUUUCCACUUCAAAGCCGAAGGGAGUUGUGUAUCUCAAUGAUCUAUUCGUUGAUCCCGACGUCAGGAGUGCAGGAACGGGCGGGAAGCUGAUCGAACAUGUGUACGAACAUUCCAAGAGCGAACUCGAUACUGCUUCGGUAUACUGGCACACCCAGCAUUUCAAUCACAGGGCCCAGCUCCUCUAUGUCAAGAAAGGUACAAAGACUGAUUUUGUACAAUACUCAAAGAACUUGUAAGCGGGUAGCGGUGGCAUUCUGGGGAGGAGAUAAAUUCCUCAUUUGAUCAAUUUAAACAUCAAUACUAAACUUGAAAUACUAUUAAUCCCCAUCACCUGUCUUUAAAUGUUCGCAUAAUCCUG
This is a messenger RNA of Aaosphaeria arxii CBS 175.79, 666 nucleotides long. RefSeq names its product acyl-CoA N-acyltransferase. NCBI's taxonomy places the organism in Eukaryota, Fungi, Ascomycota, Dothideomycetes, Pleosporales. Gene Ontology annotation, cellular component: cytoplasm. Gene Ontology annotation, molecular function: N-acetyltransferase activity. Bases 92 to 544 code for a protein of 150 amino acids. The transcript has 2 exons. The record is from RefSeq and is a predicted model, not a curated record. Gene Ontology annotation, biological process: protein acetylation.